AAUAAAGCCUAGCAACGCUCGACGCGAUUAAGAGUCUAUCGGGUGGUUUAACAUAUGGAAUAAAGUUUUGAUUUAAACAGGGACCAAAAUGACGUCCCUGGAACUUUUCCGCAAAUCGGACCAUGUGCCUAAACUGCCGAAGGAGUGGGGCACAGGGAAAUAUAAGGAAGAUGAUGAUUUGUUUCUUCCCAAGGCUCCGACAUGGCAAUAUAGUGGGCAGCCGAAUGAGCAGUUCUACAGACUCACCCAGCUGAAGCUCAGCAAUGUACGCAGCAACGAUGAACUAGUACCUGAUCCCCACGAGAGCGCAAUGGGCCCUAUCAUGGUCAACAAGACCUUCCCGUCGGAGCACCCGUACUCCUCCCAUAUGCCCCGUGCUGCCCUCUUCCCGCGCUUUGACAGCGACAUGGAUCCAAAAAGGGGCGUGGCCGCGAGAGGAGAGAAACCAAUCAGCCAUGAAAUGCCGGCGAAAGCGUAUGAUGUACAGAUCGUUCACAAAACAAAAGGUUUUGGUGAUCGACGGGAAAUCCAGUCAUUGCCGAAAAAUUCCGAAAAGGAAGGUCUGGAAUGGGUUGGGGAGCAUGGCUUUAACCAGAAAGUAAAGGUGCACAACGGGAGGCAAGAUUUCUACCCAAUCCCACCCAAAAUUGUGGCGCCAAAUCUACAGUCACGUGAGGGUGACAUGAAAGUCAGCGUCCGCACCGCGACAGCCAUGCGUAAUGUCGAGCGGGACCAAUGGCAGACGACCUACGACAGACAACACACUGGCCUCGGUCCGGCCAAUCCAAACAAGCUGGACAAUCAUGGCGACAAGACCAAUUUCUACAGCGCAACUGGCAUCACAGACGAUAACAUAUAUCCUCGAUCGAUCAACACAUUUGAUCCACCGCGGCCCUUUGAUGGUAGAAUAUCCAAAAUGUUAAUACCCAAACCACCACAGUUGAAGACAGCUGCAGCGGCGAACGCGCCUGAAAACCCUAAUUAUAUCAGAAUGAAGACUCUCAGUGAACGAGAAGAGCAUAGACUACUCAAUGGUAAAGAGUACGCCAGUUUCCCGGACGAUAUCGCUGAGAAGGAAAAGGAGAGGUGGCGGGAAUUGGAGAAAGUUGCGCACGCAGACCCGAAUUUGAAACACCUUUCAGACAGCAAAGGCAUUCCUGAGAGAGUCCCAUACAUACCAGCAGGUCGCCCAGGUGGUCCACAGGCAACUUAUUUGGAAUCUACAAAGCGAGACCAAGACAAGAACUUCCAAGAAAUGGAGGCACAGAACAGAUGGAAAGUUCUCGAAGCCCACUCACCCGGGCAUGACGUCACUGCCCUUAACAACAAGAUGGCUCUCUCUGGCAAGACAGAGCGGCCAACGACAUUUUACGGUCAUGAGGGUAAAUACAACGAAGAAAGGGCUGGUCUUUAUAAAACCAGUUACUCACCCGAAAGACUUGCUUACAACAUGAAUGCGUUGGAUGUAAGUGGGCCAGAAAUUAUGAAUACGAGGACUUCUCAUAUGGAUGCUCUGAAUCUACCAACGAAACUUAAUCAAGAUAUGAGGGAUGCAUUUCGAUACAGUAGAACAUUUAAUUACACUCAGCCAAAUUUGGCUGGUGACCGGCGUGAACCAAUCGAACACUCGAUCCAGCAUAAUGACUUAAAAGAGUUUCAGAAGUCUAUUCUUCAACCAAAUGUGCAAACUGCUAGAGUUAAAGUUCAAGAGGGUGAAACAAUCUUAAAAGACAGUACAAUGGGAGGUAGUUACAACACAAGAAAGUUUCUACAAGAACAGGAGAUUGGGAAAUUUUCAAGGUACGAACCGAACAUAGUCAUGUCAGCUGAAAAUCAAAAUCUUCACAAUGUACGAAAAGCAAGUUCUACAAAACAAAAGAACGUCAAGUUUUCGGAUAAUGUUAUGGUUGCAAAGAGCCUAGAUAGCGGUAUAUUGCGUCUAAGCAGUGCUCCUACCAGAGGGUCUCCAAGAAUGGUUACCACAACCAAAGAGCUUCUUGCCUCUGAUCCUGGUCCAAAACCACCCACCGAUCCGAUAGCAACGACCCAGUAUUCCAGCGUACAAGCCCUCUAUCACCCCGAAAACGACAAGGAGCCUGAAGAAAAAGAAGAAAAUGAACAAGACGGCAUGCCAUACGAUCCAAACAAUUUGCCGAGGAUAAAAUUCACCAAUAUUGAAACUCAAUUAUCAAAUGAAACGAAAAAUGGAGAAACACCAUUCAUCGCCUACAGUAGUACUCUUCAAAAGAAGCCAUGUUCAAGCGAACCGAGCUCAGAGUACAGAAACGAAUUUAGUAGUAAGGGAACAAACUUCAUUCCCUCCAAUCUUCAACACUCUUUGUCUUUCGAGUCGGCCUACAAAGCGCAAUUCCCUGUACACCGUAUAGGCUAUAAAGAUGAUAGAUUCAGUUGGCAGCCUGGCCACGGGACGCCAAGACCACAGACAAGUUUGCUGGAUAUUCAAAACAGUUUUGAAAAGACUGCAGUGCGAAGGAAUUUCCUCGGACACUUCAGCGAAUCCAAUCCAGACCUCCGACAAAACAUAACGAGGGGAAAGAAACACAACUUCUGGGGCAUAAAUGGACAGUUAAUUCAUGGAUAAACUGUUCACAAUCAGUUACCGGCGGUUUUAACGAGAAAACUAAAAGGUGAUAGUAGCAAACUUGUAAGCCAGCCUGCCAGUUUACUCUCUAACAGUAUUAUGAUUAUUGUUAUCGCUUAUUCCGUAUAGAUGGUGCCGCAUGUAUGAUUCUAAUGUGAGUGACUAUUUUGCGUGAAAGAAUGAUAGGCGCAAUCGAUUUUUUUCGAAUAUUUCGUUGAAUGUAAUUUCAUAAAGAAGUAUAACCGUCACCAGAACGGUAUGAACGUAUGGAAUAAGGUUCUCUAAUUAAGUUAUUCCUUUGAACGCAGAAGAAAGGUCUCAAUAAAGAGUUCUGUUGUUUUGUUAUGGAGCUUUUAAUGAAACUGUUUCAUUAAAUAUCAAAAUGUCUGUGAUAAUAUUCUUUAUUUGAAAAUGCUUCUUAUAUUGUUUUGUUCACAUAUUUUUAUAAACCGUUAUAUUUUGUUUAAGUAUUAUUUUACAAAUUUAUAUGUUUACUUGUGAUACCGUACGUGUUAUGUUUGUUGAUAAUUAUUUAAACGUUUUUCACAUUCCAUUUGUUCUGCCAAAGUGCAUAUGAGUGCUUGAGCAAUAUCAUGAGACAGGUGUCUGCGAUCUAAGUUCAGGUUUACCACAACCUCAAAAACCUUCGAAUAAUUAUGUCUGAAAUAUCUGUGCCUAAUUCAAAAACCAUCUCACAGACCUUAACUUAAUUUCAAGCUUAGAAUCCAAGUGUUUUGAUUGGACAAUAAAAAUAACUGACCAAUGGACUUAUUGGACUUAUUGAAAUCAGUGAGGCGUAUCAAUGAACAAUCUCAUUCAAAUCAGAUUCCCAAUACACUCUACACGACGUUACGCUUUACGAUGUGCAUGACGUUACAAUAUGAAGUGAACGUUACCAUAUGAGUUUAAUGAGAUUGGUCUAAGAAUUAUAUUGAAUAUGGUCACUAGUAUUUCGUGACACCAAUAUUUGUUGAAACCUUACUUGUUUCCCUGCUUCAAUCCUUAUUAUUUUUUCAUCUACUUCCUCUCGUGUGAACUCAGUAUUGUUUGUUCUACCUAUUAUUGUGUUUCGGUUUUGCUCAAUAAAAACUCAAA
Messenger RNA from Mya arenaria, 3697 nucleotides. RefSeq lists its product as uncharacterized. The transcript has 9 exons. The coding region runs from base 89 to 2602 and encodes 837 amino acids. NCBI's taxonomy places the organism in Eukaryota, Metazoa, Mollusca, Bivalvia, Myida, Myidae. Gene Ontology annotation, cellular component: centrosome. The record is from RefSeq and is a predicted model, not a curated record.